Molecule: messenger RNA, 3481 nt
Organism: Lynx canadensis (Canada lynx)
Lineage: Eukaryota; Metazoa; Chordata; Mammalia; Carnivora; Felidae
Gene: B3GLCT
Product: beta 3-glucosyltransferase
Exons: 15
Coding region: 19-1521 (500 amino acids)
Cellular component (GO): membrane
Molecular function (GO): acetylglucosaminyltransferase activity
Source: RefSeq, a predicted model, not a curated record
ACGGUCCCCGCCGCCGGGAUGCUGCCGCCCGCCGGCCGCGGCCGCCGCCGCCUCGCACUCCCGGCGCUGCUCUCGCUCCUCACCUGCUCCCUGGCUUUUGCUUUGGUUUCUGAAGAUACAAAGAAAGAGGUCAAGCAAUCUAAGAAUUUGGAGAAAGGUGGUAUCUCAAGGAAGAGUGACGUAGAUUUAAAAGGAAUUGUAUUUGUCAUCCAGAGUCAAAGUAAUUCUUUUCAUGCAAAGAGAGCAGAACAGUUAAAACAAAGCAUCUUAAAGCAAGCGGCAAAUCUUACACAGGAACUCCCAAGAGUCCUCCUUCUUCAUCAGAUGUCUAAGCAGGAGGGUGCAUGGACCAUACUUCCGUUGUUACCACACUUUUCUGUAACGUAUAGCAGAAAUUCAUCAUGGAUUUUCUUCUGUGAAGAAGAGACAAGAAUACAAAUUCCAGAACUCUUAGAAACACUCAGAAGAUAUGACCCAUCCAAGGAAUGGUUUUUAGGAAAAGCAUUACAUGAUGAAGAAUCUACAAUAAUUCACCAUUAUGCCUUUUCUGAAAAUCCUACUGUUUUUAAAUAUCCAGACUUCGCUGCUGGCUGGGCUCUAAGUAUUCCACUUGUAAACAAGCUUACCAAGAGGUUAAGGAGUGAAUCCCUGAAAUCCGACUUCACAAUAGAUUUAAAACAUGAGAUUGCCCUCUACAUCUGGGACAAAGGGGAUGGGCGUCCCCUUACUUCGGUGCCCGAGUUUUGUACAGAUGCUGUGAAUGCCUACUGUGCUACCACGUUCCAUUCUUUCCUACCACUUUGCGGACAUCCAGUGAAGAAAGAGGAUAUAUUUUUCGCAGUAAAAACAUGCAAGAAAUUUCAUGGUGAUAGAAUCCCCAUUGUAAAGCAGACCUGGGCAGGACAGGCAAGUCUCAUUGAAUACUACAGUGAUCACGCAGAAAGUUCUAUUCCUACGGUAGAUCUGGGGAUUCCUAAUACAGAUAGAGGUCAUUGUGGAAAGACAUUUGCCAUUUUGGAAAGAUUUUUGAAUCACAGCCAUGACAAAAUAGCAUGGUUAGUCAUUGUGGAUGAUGACACGUUAAUAAGCAUCUCCAGGCUUCAGCACUUGCUUAGCUGUUACGACUCCAGCGAACCGCUGUUUCUGGGAGAGCGUUACGGCUACGGCCUGGGCACUGGAGGCUACAGCUACGUCACGGGAGGAGGAGGAAUGGUCUUCAGCAGAGAAGCAAUCAGGAGACUUCUCGCCAGUAAGUGUCGCUGCUACAGCAAUGAUGCCCCCGAUGAUAUGGUCCUGGGAAUGUGCUUUAGUGGGUUGGGAAUCCCUGUGACACACAGCCCUCUCUUCCAUCAGGCCCGGCCCGUGGAUUAUCCUAGGGACUACCUUUCUCACCAAAUUCCCAUAUCUUUUCAUAAACACUGGAACAUCGAUCCGGUAAAGGUAUAUUUCACGUGGUUGGCACCCGGUGAGGAAGACAAAGCCAGGCAGGAGACACAGAAAGGCUUUAAGGAAGAGUUGUAAAGCGUGCUGGCCUAUGAGCACAGUUUGGUUACGAGACCGGAGUGGAGGCUGGCAUCGUCCUGCGAGCUGUGACCACAUUGCUUCCAUGUGCCACAUGGCAUUGGGAGACUCUGACUUUAGGUGGAAAUUAUGUAUAUGGUAUUUUUUGAAGGGGGGGGAAGAAACAGAGUUGUAGGGGAAACAGAUUUUUUUUUUCUGGGAAAAAUCACUUGCUUUUUGCAUUAUGCGGUUAUUGUAAUAUACAGUGAUUACUGUGUAUUUUUCAAGCUGUGAUACAGCAGCUUUAUUACUGUCACAGAAAAAUAAAUGGUACCAGAAGUCUCCUUCCUGUUUUCUCUCUUCAUUAUAAAGUGUCAGAUGGGCAUGAGACUGGCAAGACAUGACUGUGUGUGUAUAUAUAUAUAUAUACACACCCACUCUACAGUGUGUGUAUAUAUAUAUAUAUAGAAUAUAUAUAUUCUAGUGUGUAUAUAUAUAUAUAUAUAGAAGAGGCAACAUCCGUUGACAUGGGUAUUACCAUGAUGUGAACUUUUUAACCAUAUUAUUAAUGAUGAAAAUUAUUUUCUGGUUAUUCAGUAGGAAUAAUGCUGUAUUAAACAUUCAUCAAACAUCAUAAAAGUCGAGAUACGAAGUCCCCCGUAGUCUAUAAUCAGGGUUGUUAUGUUUUAUCUGUUUUUCUGUUGGUGCCUCAUAAAAAGAGAAUAAGAAGUCUUCUGCUAGAGCUUUCUAUUUCUUUCUUUAGAGGUUCAUCUCUGUUCUAUUUCUCCCCGAAGCCCUAUCUUUAUGACCUACUUGUAACACAAAAGUGUGCUGGAUUCUGCCAGAAAAUAGUGUUCUCAAUAUUUAAAAACAAUGUUGUCGGGCUUUAUUCAAGUCUGUGAGUUCUGUGGAAGUCUCAGGAAGUGAAUUAAAUUAAUUUGUACCUGAUGUUUUACUCUUAUUUUUCUUUGAAUGUUACUUAACGACUCUCUCCUGGCUCAUAAUAGACCCCCCAGUGUACCGUGAAACCCUAGUGGAAAGGCAGCAUGGUGAUUUAGUAAUUUCCCUGGGUUCUUACAAAAUGAGAUUUGAAUAUAGUAUUUUGAAACAGCUCUAGUUUUCAAAUCAUAUCUUUAGUAUCUAGUAAUUUAACACAUUCAUUAUUAAUUUGUAAAAAGUACCCUGUAUGUUAACAUUUUAAUUAUGUAAUUCAGUUUUUCUGAGGGCGUUUGCAUAAAAUUUGAUUUUGAUAUGUCUUAAACUAAUUUCGGUCUAGUAAAAUACUUUCCUCUUUUUAAAAAAAAAAAAUUGCUAUUCAUUAACUUUGCUUGUAAAGCUUUUUAUGGCCAAGCACAGAGUUUUAAAGCCAUACCACUAAAAGUACCCAUGUGUGUUUUUUAACAAUACAUUUUUUUGUAGCUUAGCUUGGACUCAUUUCCAAAAUGAUGCAAUAGUAUUUUUUACUGGUUUCCAAAUUAGCAAAAACCAGAACUGGUGUGUUUUCGGUGGUGACUGAAUGCAUUAGAUUCAUUUUUGUGAAAGUGGAUGUGGUGGCCUGUCCAAGGACUGGAUUGGGGACGAGCAGAUGUUUGAGAAGCACCCCAAGGGUCUAUAGAUCCUGUCAGACUGGUGGUGACAUCAGCAUCGUUGUCAGAGCUGGGAUGGCUGUCCUUGCUAUCAUCACAGUCACCUUCCUGUUAUCUGUGAUCAGUACCCCCCCGGGGAGCCUGGCUGCCUGACCCAGUGGAAAAGAGGCUUUGGUUCUUCCUGCUCUGUCCUCCCAAUUGUCAUACUCCCAAUAUGGCACAUUCAUUUGACAGGAUUGAACAGGCGUCUGUACAUGAAGAUCCACGUCAAGCUUUCAGUGCCUUCUACUGAUGCCAGAGUACCUCCUCUGGUACUUGUUGGUGUUUCACUGAUUGUGUUUACUUUUUGGAACUAUGUCAGCCUAACCACAAAUAAAAGAUGUUUGCCUCAGUUA